Messenger RNA from Nematocida ausubeli, 825 nucleotides. RefSeq lists its product as uncharacterized. Gene Ontology annotation, biological process: ceramide biosynthetic process. Gene Ontology annotation, molecular function: ceramide cholinephosphotransferase activity; sphingomyelin synthase activity. Lineage: Eukaryota; Fungi; Microsporidia. Gene Ontology annotation, cellular component: endoplasmic reticulum membrane; Golgi membrane. The record is from RefSeq and is a predicted model, not a curated record. Bases 1 to 825 code for a protein of 274 amino acids. The transcript has a single exon.
AUGGAUCGCAAUGUUAUUAGAGAUAUACCCCGCCAGAUCGUAUCUUGGUACGGGCUGACUGCCCAGAAGGGAAUUACACUAGUGGUAGUUAUAUUCGCCCUUGCAGUAACCUUGUUUUUGGUGAAUGUGGCAGCAAAUGUUUCCUCGUUCUGGUCGCCAAUGAAAGCGUAUAAUUAUGCACUGCAGGAUGUCGGAAAUGAUUUUUUCAACAAAGGAUUUCAGACAAAUUCCAACUACAACGAAGUAGUUGACAUAAUUAUGAUAUGCUUUUUGGCAGUUACUGGCGUGUGCAUUGUAAUUAAUAAGCUUGCAAUUUUCAUUGGUCUUAAGCUUAUGGUCACUAUAAUUAUAUCGUAUUUACUCAGAUGCACAACACUAAUGGUCACAGGCCUUCCAGACUCUUGGGAUUUGGGUCUUCGAACCAUAAGCAACACAUUUUCAGAUCUCUCCCGAGAAAGAGGGGGCGACUUAAUAUACAGUGGUCAUACUUUGCUUGUGUGUGCAUUUGCUCAUUGCUGGAGCUCAUUCUAUCUUCUAAGUGACUCCUUCAGUGUGCACGUUAUAACGGCUUUAUGUGCAUGGAUUGUUUUUGGCACAAUUGUAACCUUCAUUAUUGUUGGGAGACUGCACUAUACAAUUGAUGUCCUGCUUGCUUUAUAUAUUACAUCUGGUAUAUGGUGGGGUCUAGACUACUUCCUCAUUAAAUACUUUGAGAUGCCUGUGUUCAACUUAAAAUUUAGAAGAGAAAGACUGCCUCCUAUGAUUGGCGGCAUGCAAAUAGAAAAUACACAUAUGGAGGAAACCCCAAAUAUAGUUGUGCAUUAA